This is a messenger RNA of Rhodofomes roseus, 1317 nucleotides long. RefSeq names its product kinase-like domain-containing protein. The record is from RefSeq and is a predicted model, not a curated record. NCBI's taxonomy places the organism in Eukaryota, Fungi, Basidiomycota, Agaricomycetes, Polyporales, Fomitopsidaceae. The transcript is spliced from 7 exons. Gene Ontology annotation, molecular function: ATP binding; protein serine/threonine kinase activity. Bases 1 to 1317 code for a protein of 438 amino acids. Gene Ontology annotation, biological process: peptidyl-serine phosphorylation; intracellular signal transduction.
AUGGUCGAUGGAUUUGACGUGAAACAGCCGCCUUUGAAUGUACCUGCUCUCAAAGCGUCCGAUUUCCGUCCAUUGAAGCUUUUGGGGAAGGGAGGCCAAGGGACGGUGCUCCUGGUGGAGCACAAGGUGACAGGGAGCGUCCACGCUCUCAAGGUCAUGGCGAAGUAUCCGGAGCGAGCCGAGGACAAGGAGAAUAGAAUGUACGAAGAACAAGCCAUUCUACGGUCCCUGGCUCUCUCCCCGAGAGAACAAACCUCGUGUUUGCUCGAUUUCGAAGCGUCAUUCCAUGACAAUGCACACUUCUUCUUUCUUACGGGCUAUUCCCCCCGAGGGGAUCUAUGGACCGAGAUAGAGCGCUACAAGACGACCGGUAUGCCCGAGAAUAUGAUCCUAGGUUACGCUGCUGAGAUCGUACAUAUACUCUCGGUGCUUCACUCGUUCUUUGUUCUACACCGCGACUUCAAGCCGGACAACAUUCUCAUCGACGCACGUGGGCAUCUGCUCCUCGCCGACUUCGGUAUUUCGCGCGCUUUCGAGCUUCCUCCGGAUGCUCGACCGUGGGUCAAGGAUGAACCAAGCGCUUCGCUCAAGCUCAACCUCCAGAAGCGCAAGAACUAUCUGCGCAAGCUCGUGCGCGCGCAGCUUUCCGCUCGACAUAUGACCCUCAAUGUCUGCGGCACACCGGGAUUCGUCGCUCCGGAGGUGUACAGGGGACCAGCCUACUCGUAUGGCGCGGAUGUGUGGGCUGCGGGGGUGAUCAUCUACAAGAUGGCAUUUGGGAAGCUGCCGUUCGGACUGACGAAGAAGAUGGAGAUGCAGGAUAGGGUGAAGCAGACAUGUCUUAGCCCUCUCGAGUUCCCAGAGGACGGUCGCAGAACUGUCAGCGCUGAGUUCAAAGAUCUGCUGUCGCAGAUGCUCGAGAAAGACCCAUCGAAAAGGCCACAAGCGAAAGACCUCAAGAGCCACCCUUACUUUGCUGUUAUCCCCUGGGACGCGAUUGCUCGACGAGAAGGUUCUGGUCCCGGUGCUCACGCACAUGCUGCGCCAAAGAAGGCGGACAAGAAGAUCACUAUCCCAGAAGGGACGCUCUAUCCACCCGGAGAGGACCCUGCCCCGUGGAUGGAUUGGAUGACUGCCGCCUUUCGUGACAAGCUCGUGUCCAAGCAGACUCAGGCUCAGCAAGAUGGGUCCCUAGGUGUAGCCGCUCCGACCAUGCCGAGGUCGAGGUCAUUCGGGUUGAUACAGAGAUGCAGGUCGCUGUGGAAGCUCUCUGCGUCUCAAAGGAGUCUGAAUGCUGGCGUCGAGGUCGAGAGCUGA